Messenger RNA from Rhineura floridana, 4592 nucleotides. RefSeq names its product potassium voltage-gated channel subfamily H member 3 (gene KCNH3). Gene Ontology annotation, molecular function: voltage-gated potassium channel activity. NCBI's taxonomy places the organism in Eukaryota, Metazoa, Chordata, Lepidosauria, Squamata, Rhineuridae. Bases 377 to 4096 code for a protein of 1239 amino acids. The record is from RefSeq and is a predicted model, not a curated record. The transcript has 15 exons. Gene Ontology annotation, cellular component: membrane. Gene Ontology annotation, biological process: potassium ion transmembrane transport; regulation of membrane potential.
GUGGCUGAAAUUGACGAACGAUGGCUCAGAAAGGGUGGUGGGUCUUAUUUAACAUCUUCUUUCCGACAGUUCAAAUAACCGCUGGCGGGGUAGCUGCCAAGUCACGCAAAUGACAAAGCCGAGCAACUUUCGGCUCAGGGACGGUUUUAGGAGCUGCAGAAGGAGCAGCAGCAGCAGCAACGGGAGGAGGACGACGACGGCGAAGGCGGCUCUGUGCUGAAAAAGGCAGCGCCUGGAAUUAUGCCCCGGGCGUCCAAAGCUUGUUGGCGAUCGCGACGACUGGCGGUCUCUGGGACUCGCCGUCGGAGUUGCGAAGGAAGAGACAUCGGAGCGAGGCGAAGAUGUUGGCGCUGCUGCGGGGACUGCAGGAUCCCAGAUGGGGACGCCAGGAGAGGGCAGAAAGGGAGGAACCCCUGAGCCCCCGCGGCUCAGGGGAUGGGGCCGCUUCCUGAGCAGGAGACGGCCGUGGGAAGGCUCCCCGGCGGCAUCGAGAGCCCACGGGGCGCGCUUUCUUCUUAGAGCUCUCCUCCGGCCGCUGAGAGAACUGAGCCUGAGCUAUUCACGUCGGACUUCGCGCCAGGCCACGCCAGGACCUUUCCCUCCCGCGACCGAGGGGAAAAAACAGCCGUUCGCCUUUGGGGUUGCCGCUGUUUGGGGGAAGGGGCUUCCCCUUCCUUUCCCUUAUUUCCUUUGCCGCCUCUCCUCUUGUGGACCCGAUUGCCUUGCCGUCUGGGCAGAAGCUGCAGACUUGGCACUAACCCCCACCCCACAAGAAGUGGGAGGGGGUGGGUGGAGAGAUUCUCUGCCUGGGCUUGGGGGAACUAAGGGUAUUCCUCUCCCUCUCCAAGACUUCUGGAGCUCUUUUCUCCCCAUUGGACGAUGGAGAAGUCCUCGAGCAAGUCCUAAAAUGCCGGUAAUGAGGGGCCUCCUGGCUCCCCAAAACACCUUCCUGGAUACCAUAGCAACCCGCUUUGAUGGCACGCACAGUAAUUUUGUAUUGGGCAACGCCCAAGUGCGUGGUGCCUUCCCUGUGGUUUACUGUUCCGAUGGCUUCUGUGAACUGACCGGCUUCUCCCGGGCUGAGGUCAUGCAGCGUUGCUGUGCCUGCAGCUUCCUUUACGGACCUGACACCAGCGAACUCGUACGCACUCAGAUCCGCAAGGCCCUCGAUGAGCGCAAGGAAUUUAAAGCAGAGCUUAUUCUCUACAGGAAAAGUGGUGUCCCCUUCUGGUGUCUCCUGGACGUGGUGCCUAUCAAGAAUGAAAAGGGAGAAGUGGCUCUUUUUCUGGUCUCCCACAAAGACAUCACAGAGACCAAGAGCAGAGCAUCUGCAGAAAACUGGAAAGAAGGAGGUGGACGACGGCAUUACAGCCGAGCUGGGGCCAAAGGUUUUAAUGCCAACCGUCGCCGAAGCCGGGCUGUGCUCUAUCACUUGUCAGGGCACCUCCAGAAGCAGGGCAAAGGGAAGCGCAAGCUCCACAAGGGUGUCUUUGGGGAGAAGCCUGCCCUACCUGAAUACAAGGUGGCUGCAGCACGGAAGUCACCAUUCAUCCUGUUGCAUUAUGGGACCUUCAAAGCUGGAUGGGAUGGGCUGAUUCUCUUGGCCACACUGUACGUCGCUGUUAUGGUACCCUACAGCGUUUGCUUCAGCGGUACCAAAGACGAAGGGCUUCUGGAGGCUCCUCGUGCACCCCCCAGCGUCUGUGAUCUUUCUGUUGAGAUCCUUUUUAUCCUAGACAUUGUGCUAAAUUUCCGCACCACGUUUGUGAGCAAGUCAGGGCAGGUGGUGUUUGAUCCGCAUGCCAUAUUCCUGCACUACUUGACCCGCUGGUUUGUGCUGGACCUCUUAGCAGCACUGCCCUUUGACCUCCUCUAUGCCUUCAAGGUCAACGUGUACUUUGGGGCGCACCUGCUCAAGACAGUGAGGCUCCUGCGCUUACUGCGGCUGCUUCCCAACCUGGACCGGUACUCGCAAUACAGCGCGGUGGUGCUCACCCUGCUCAUGACUGUCUUUGCUCUCUUGGCGCACUGGGUCGCUUGCGUCUGGUACUUUAUUGGGCAGCGUGAGGUCGAGAGCAGCCCCUCUCAACUGCCGGGGAUCGGGUGGCUGCAGGAGCUGGCCCGGCGCCUAGAGACUCCCUACUAUCUGGUGCAGAGGAACAACAGUGCUGAAGACGAUUCUGCCAACCGGACAAGCCCAGCCCUGAACAGCAGCACAUGGGAGCUGUUGGGGGGUCCCUCGCUGCGGAGUGCCUAUAUCACGUCCCUCUACUUUGCCCUCAGCAGCUUGACCAGUGUGGGCUUUGGCAAUGUGUCGGCAAACACCGACUCGGAGAAGAUUUUCUCCAUAUGCACCAUGCUGGUGGGGGCUUUGAUGCAUGCUGUAGUCUUUGGGAAUGUGACUGCCAUCAUCCAGCGCAUGUAUGCCCGCCGCUUCCUCUACCACAGCCGCACACGUGACCUGCACGAUUACAUCCGCAUUCACCGCAUCCCUCCACCGCUGAAGCAGCGGAUGCUUGAGUACUUCCAGGCCACCUGGAGUGCCAGCAAUGGCAUUGACACGCGUGAGUUGCUGCAGAGCCUCCCAGAUGAACUGCGCGCUGACAUUGCCCUGCACUUGCACAAGGAGCUGCUGCAGCUGCCGCUCUUUGAGGGGGCGAGCCGGGGCUGCCGGCGCUUGCUCUCGCUCAGCGUCCGCACGUCCUUCUGCACACCUGGGGAAUACCUGAUCCGGCAGGGGGAUGCUCUCCAGGCGCUCUAUCUUGUCUGCUCGGGCUCCAUGGAGGUGCUCAAAGAUGGCACUGUGCUCGCCAUCCUAGGUAAGGGGGAUCUGAUUGGUUGCCACAUCUCAUCCAAGGAGGAGGUGGUUCAAGCCAAUGCAGAUGUACGGGGCCUCACCUACUGUGACCUGCAGUGCCUGAGCCUUCCUGGCCUUUUGGCCAGCCUGGAGCUGUACCCGGAAUUUGCCAGCAAAUUUCGCCAUGAGCUCCCCUGUGAGCUCAGCUACAACCUGGGUGGGGGUGGCAUCUUCCAGGCAGAGUCCCCGACGCUGACGCUGAGCAGCAGGGAACCCACCGCCUUGCUGUCCACAGUGGGCAAGGACCCCGAUGCCUCAUUCCCUCCACGCCGCAGAACUUACUGCUUGCCUGCAGAGAAGCCCUCCAGUCCCUUGCUCCCCUCUUCCUCUGGGGUUCAUAGCAAUCACCCGCCACGCUUGAGCUUUCCAUGCCAUCCACCCUCUGAAACAUCUUCACGUCCCACAGCGUUGCGGCUACACAGCGCUCCCUGCAGUGUCCCCCCGGACCUCAGCCCCAGGGUUGUUGAUGGCAUCGAGGAUGGGUCCAGUCCUGACAAACCCAUUUUUAGUUUCCGCCUCGGCCCUUCUGGCCCAGACUACGGUAGCCCUUCACCUGGCACCGACAGCGGCCUGCUCACAAUCCCCCCUGAGCUAUCUGGUGCCGACACCAUUGAGAAACUGCGUCAGGCGGUGGCUGAACUCUCCGGGCAGGUUCAGCAAAUGCGUGAAGGGCUGCACUCUCUUCGACAGGCUGUACAGCUCUUUCUUCUCUCCCAGGCACCAGCUCAGCCCCGUAUCGACCCGUCUGCCUACGGGCCCUUUCCCCAUGCAGAUACACCUACUACUCCUCUGCUAAGCCCACUCCGAGUAGACACAGGACUCCCACCAGCCUUCUGCCCCCACCGCCCACCCCCAGCACCCUGUCCUAACGGGGCCUGUGGCAGGGUCCAGUGGAUGUGGGCACCCUCAGCCGGACAGAGCUCUCCCUGGCCUGGAACAUACUGGACACUGGAGUCAGGGAAGGACUCUGAGACGGUGACUGUUUCACCAGUGGGUCAUGGCUCUAAGGACCAGGGGAGCAACACACAGCUGCCAAGCCCGAUCCAAAGAGACAGCUGUCUUUCUCAAGCUUGUUCUCCCACAGAUCCAGCAUGCCAUACGGGCCUCACAGAAACCAAACCUUCCAGGACUCAAGCCUGCGAUUCCUCAAGCCUUGAGAUGGUGCUGAUUGGCGCUGGGGAUGAUGGCUCUACAUGCAGUGCCCCCUGCAGGCCAGAGGAGGAAGGGACAGGCCUAUGAGCCUCUUCCAUUAUGAUUAGCCACUGGGAUUUGCAUGGUUUGGAAACAUCAGCGAAAGCCCUGCAACAUUGGGUGCUAUCUCACUUGGGGGAAACAGAGUACAACAGGGGAGAAAGGCGCUAGAAAGCCCCGAUGCAGUGUUUUAAGAGAGAGUGCAGCAGUUGCCACAGCAGGGACUUGAGGAAAGGACUAGCAGACAAGCGUAGACAUUCUCUGCAGAAGGAUGAGCAAAAGCAGGCACAAAAGCUAGACCCGUCCCACCUGGAUUGGGGAAUACAUCCAUUUCAAACUCAGAUGCUUGAAAUAUGCAAAUGUAUACACACACCUGAUUUUAGCUUCUUCCUUCAUUGUUAGCCAUGGGUGGGGGAGGGGCAGGAUAAGAGUGAAUCCCACUGUCCAUGCUGUUCCUCUGGUGGAAGGGCAGGUCAAAGAAAAAAAUCUUGACCCUCUACAGCACUGGGACUGGGCAAAGCUGGGCACACUUUUUAUAAAAUAA